AAACGAGUGUGCGAGCAGGGGCCUGUUGCACAAAAGUAGAAUUAAGACAUCCGGGAUAAAUGACUCAGCUGAGCUCAAUGAAGCCAAAACAUGUGCGUCCAGGCUUAAUUGGUUGCACAAAGACCAAGCCAGGAUGAGCAGACACGGAUUCAUUAAGCCAGGUGAAACCAAUCCUGGAUAGGUGCGCGCUCACGGCUCACUCAAAUAGACCCCGCCACAGAUCACAGAUGAACUGAUUUACCAUGGCAACUAGAGCCGCGUACUUUUCCCCGUCGGAAGCACAAAUCCUCAUGGAGGCAUACGAGGAGGUAAAAGAUAUAAUUAAGAAGAAAGGCAACACCGCCACAGUGAUAAAGCAAAGAGAAAAAGCGUGGCAAAGUAUUGCAGACCGCCUGAAUGCAUUAAACAUGAACGGGCCAAAACGGACAUGGCAGCAGGUCAAAAUCAAAUACAAGAACAUUCUGCAGAAUGCAGUGAAAAAGAAUACCCACAGACAAGGCACGUGUGGUGGGUCACCAAAGGCUGACCUUACCCCAGCAGAGGACAUGGCCUUGGAGCUAAAUAAAGGCAGGCCCGUCUUAGAGGGGAUCCCUGGGGGGAAAGAGACGAGCAUAGGUUCCUCCCAAGAUGCCACCCGCUUCAUUCAAGUGCCUGGCAGCACUGUGUUCCUGUUAGAGCCACCAGCACAAGCACCAGACGAUGCUGAUCCAGGUGAAGGCCCCAGUGCAGCUGCAACAGCACAUGAUGGAGACGAUGAUGAGGAGGAGACCAUCUCUCUGGAUUCCAGAAGGCAUGAGGACCCAGAUGCUAUACAGUGGGAAAACCAGCCUGGCAACAUAAGCUCACAAGCUAUCAGAAAGUUGUAUGGCAACCACCUCCGGCGCCAAAUAGAACUGGCAGACAUAGACAUUCAGUACAAGAAGAAAAAGAUGGAAAAUCUUGCACUGGAGUCCGAAAUAAAAAGAGGACAAUUAGGAAACUGGACCUUGAAAUAAAAAAACUUGAGAGGGAGCUCCAAGAAGAUGACACAGCUCAAAAUAAAAAUUAGGUAUAUUCUCGUAAAGUCAAGUGAGCCAUGACAUAUGAGCUCUUAUUGUGAGCACACAGGACGGUGGCAUCUUUCUAAGUUUUUUUUUUAUUUUCCCAGCAAUCAGUACAACCAAGUCAUCGUUAUAAGGCAUCGCCCUCUUUUGCCCACCCCCCCCCAGCACCAGGUGUGGCCACUAGCCUAUAUGAAGGCCCAAAAUUGUGUGUUCCUUUCUGCUCUGACAAUGGCAUGCCCAUUCGUGCGAGAUGUGGUGGAUGAAGAAGCACUUGUGCUGAGGAGAGCCUUCAGGUGAGAAAGGGUCUUCAUGGACCGGUUGGACCCACAGGCCUUCCCUGAUGACCAUCUAUAUGAAAGAUACAGGUUUUCUGCAGAUGGCAUCAGGUAUCUAUGCAGACUACUGGGUCCCAGGAUUAAGCACCGCACUGCACGGAGCCAUGCACUGAGUGUGGAGCAAAUGGUUUGUGUGGCCUUGCGCUUUUUUGCUAGUGGAGCCUUCCUGUACUCAGUGGGGGAUGCAGAACAGCUGAACAAGGCCACAAUUUGCCGCACAAUAAGGAGUGUGUGUCUGGCUAUCAAAGCAUUAGCAGAUGUCUUCAUCUCCUUCCCUGGCCACAGAAGACUCUGUGACAUCAAAGAGGAGUUCUAUAGGAUUGCAGAUGGUCUGCAAUGCUGACUGUGUGAUCAGCAAUGUUGUGGCAAAAUGGCCUGGCUCAGUCCAUGACUCCAGAAUCUUUCGGGCCUCUGAAAUCUCUCAGUGCCUAUCACAAGGUGAAUUCUCUGGUGUGUUGCUGGGAGACAGGGGUAUGGCUGCCAGCCUUUUCUCCUGACACCUUUCACAGACCCCCAGGAAGCACAGCAGGCCUACAACCAUGCCCAUGCCAGGACCAGGGCCAGAGUUGAAAUGACCUUUGGCCUCCUGAAGGCACGCUUUCACUGCCUUCACAAAUUAAGGGUCAGCCCUGUUAGGGCAUGUGAUAUUACUGUGGCUUGUGCUGUCCUCCACAAUGUGGCCUGCCUGAGGAAGGAGAGGCCCCCAGAGUGCCACCAGCCAUGGACUGGGACAAUCCGGCAAUCUUCCCUGAUGACGACAGUGGUCGGCUGCUGAGGGACCAAUAUGUGUUGAAUUAUUUUAGUUAGUAUGUGUGCUUUCAAUUUUGGUUAAAUAUGUCCUGCGGUGGCAGAGGAA
Molecule: messenger RNA, 2234 nt
Organism: Oncorhynchus nerka (sockeye salmon)
Lineage: Eukaryota; Metazoa; Chordata; Actinopteri; Salmoniformes; Salmonidae
Exons: 10
Coding region: 243-995 (250 amino acids)
Cellular component (GO): nucleus
Source: RefSeq, a predicted model, not a curated record